This is a messenger RNA of Chlorella variabilis, 916 nucleotides long. RefSeq names its product expressed protein. The record is from RefSeq and is a predicted model, not a curated record. The transcript is spliced from 5 exons. The coding region runs from base 269 to 916 and encodes 215 amino acids. NCBI's taxonomy places the organism in Eukaryota, Viridiplantae, Chlorophyta, Trebouxiophyceae, Chlorellales, Chlorellaceae.
CCGAGUUGCAAACCGACCCACAGGGAUCGCAGCCAGGCGCCGCCCGGUGCCGCCGAGUCUCGCAUCUUCAUCGAGCCCGCAACGCGGCUGCAGCCUAGGCGCGCCUGCAGCACAUCCCAGAGUGAUCUGAGGUGCUUGCACAUCGCCAGCAGCCCCUCCCGAAGCCGCGGCGUGCCUUGUCCACACACCUUCCGCCCCACCGCCACCUCGGUCGCCGUCCCGUCGCCGUCCCGCCGCCGCUGGCCGCCCUCUUCCGUCUUGCCACACCAUGGCCACCAUCUGGAGCAUCAUCGCCUUCUGGAUCCUGCCCAUCCCGCUGGUGCUGUUCACGCUGCUCACGCUGCCACUCCCACGGAACAUGCGCCGCGGGCUGCUCAUCUUCACGCAGCGAGUGUUUGAUGUGCCGGUGGUGGGCGCCUUCAAGCUGCUGCACGUCAUGCUGUGGCUGACGGCAGUCGCGUUCCUAGGCAGCGCGCGCCAGGCGCACAUGAUCAAGACGGCAGGGCAGGAGGCGGUGUGGACCACUCCCAACAUGGAGAUCAGCCACCUGAGCAAGCGCUGGCGCUCCGAGCGCAACCUCUGGAUGACCGCAUUCGCCUUCUGCGCUUGGGUCUUCCUGGCUGCGCUGUAUCGGGAGGCGUCCCGCCGCCUGGACCUGGAGGCACGGCUGUCGGAGAUGGAGCGCUCGGACUUCACAGCCACCGAGACGCGCGAGCCGUCUGUCAGCCGAGAGGUCACCUCCAAGGCCGCCGCCGCCGCCGCCGCCAGCCGCGACCGCACCCCCACCGCCGGCUCGCCCAACAAGACUGCUGCCACCGCGGCGCACCCCGCGGCCGCAGAGCUGGUGGGGUCUGCGGCCGGAGGGAGCUCGCCGCCAGGCGGCAUCCAGAUGCAGGAGCUGAAAAAGACGGCCUGA